Carlito syrichta (Philippine tarsier) is the source of this 784-nucleotide messenger RNA. It is a transcript of the gene RGS16, whose product is annotated as regulator of G protein signaling 16. The record is from RefSeq and is a predicted model, not a curated record. The transcript has 5 exons. The coding region runs from base 60 to 668 and encodes 202 amino acids. NCBI's taxonomy places the organism in Eukaryota, Metazoa, Chordata, Mammalia, Primates, Tarsiidae.
CGAGCCCACCAGAGUCCGCCACCAUCCUCCCCGCGACGUGCUGUCCUGCUCUCGUAACCAUGUGCCGCACCCUGGCCGCCUUCCCCACCACCUGCCUGGAGAGAGCCAAGGAGUUCAAGACACGGCUGGGGAUCUUUCUUCACAAAUCAGAGCUGGGCUCUGAUGCUGGUAGCAUUGGCAAGCUCGAGUGGGCCAGCAAACACAGCAAAGACAGUAGAAACUUCUCAGAAGAUGUGCUGCGGUGGAGAGAGUCGUUCGACUUGCUGCUGAGCAGUAAAAAUGGAGUGGCCGCUUUCCACGCUUUCCUGAAGACAGAGUUCAGCGAAGAGAACCUAGAGUUCUGGCUCGCGUGUGAGGAGUUCAAGAAGAUCCGGUCGGCCUCCAAGCUGGCCUCCAGGGCCCACCGGAUCUUUGAGGAGUUCAUUUGCAGCGAAGCCCCCAAAGAGGUGAACAUCGACCAUGAGACCCGGGAGCUGACAAGGACUAACCUGCAGGCCGCCUCGGCCACGUGCUUCGACAUGGCUCAGGGGAAGACGCGCACCCUGAUGGAGAAGGACUCCUACCCGCGCUUCCUGAAGUCACCCGCUUACCGAGACCUGGCCUCCCAGGCCUCGGCGGGCUCAGCCUCUCCGUCCAGCUGCAACGUAGCCGAGCCUUCUCACACCUGAGCCUCCAUGGCAGGGAGGAAGCCAGCUGGGAAGAGGGGAGGUUGAGUCACCCAUCCCUGAGGCGGCCCCCGAGGGGGAGGCAGGUUCUGCAAAGAGGACUGCGAACGAAGAAGCCA